AGAGAUGCGUCAGAGGUUGUUGCGCACAGUCAAGAAGGAGGUGAAGCAGAUUAUGGAGGAGGCGGUGACCAGGAAGUUCGUGCACGAGGACAGCAGCCAUAUUAUCUCCUUCUGUGCGGCGGUGGAAGCGUGCGUGCUGCACGGACUGCGGCGAAGAGCAGCGGGCUUUCUCCGCAGCAACAAGAUCGCCGCGCUCUUCAUGAAGGUGGCGAAGAGUUUCCCGUUGGCCGAGAGGCUGUGCCGCAAGGUGCAGGAGCUGGAGCAGGUCAUCGAGAGCAGGAAGGCCCAAGGGUCAAUCCCGCAGGAGAGUGUGCGGAGACCCCAGAAGAUGCCCAACCUGCCGGCUCAGGCCCUCAAGCACCUGUGGAUCCGCACCGCCCUCUUCGAGAAGGUUCUGGACAAGAUCGUGCAACACCUGGCCGAGAACUGCAGUAAAUAUUACGAGAAGGAGGCUCUGCUAAUGGAUCCUGUCGACGGGCCGAUCCUGGGCUCCCUGUUGGUCGGGCCCUGCGCCCUCGAAUACACCAAGAUGAAGACGGCCGACCAUUUCUGGACCGACCCGUCAGCCGACGAGCUGGUGCAGCGACAUCGCAUCCACAGCGCCCACUGUCGACAGGACUCACCCACCAAGCGACCCGCACUCUGUAUUCAGAAGAGGCAUUCGAGCGGCAGCAUGGACGAUCGCCUCUCCCUCUCCGCGCGCGACUACGUGGAGUCCCUGCACCAGAACUCCCGAGCCACCCUGCUCUACGGCAAGAACAACGUCCUGGUUCAGCCGAAGGAUGACAUGGAGCCUAUCCCAGGUUACCUCUCGCUCCACCAGACAGCCGACACCAUGACACUGAAGUGGACGCCCAACCAGCUGAUGAACGGCUCCGUGGGAGACCUGGACUAUGAGAAGAGCAUUUACUGGGACUACGCGAUGACCAUUCUCCUGGCCGAGAUCGUUUACCUUCACUGUCACCAGCAGAUCGACAGUGGCGGGACCGUGGUCCUGGUGAGUCAAGAUGGCAUCCAGCGGCCACCGCUGCGCUUCCCGAAGGGCGGGCACCUGCUGGCCUUCCUCUCCUGCCUGGAGAAUGGCCUCUUGCCGCGAGGGCAGCUCGACCCCCCGCUCUGGUCCCAGCGAGGAAAGGGCAAGGUCUUCCCGAAGCUGCGGAAACGGAGUCCCCCGGGAUCGGCAGAGUCGAGCUCGGACAAGGAGGAGGAGGAGGCUACGGACUAUGUCUUCCGGAUCAUCUUCCCCGGCACCAACCCCGACAUCGCCCCCCAGGACCUGAUGGACAUUCCGGGAGGAGGGAUCCCCCUCAUGUGGCAGCCCAGCGGACGCAAGUCGUCGUGCUCCUCCUGCUCGCAGGGCGGCUCGUCGGACGGAGGGGCCUCCAACGGGUGCAAUCACGAGAGGGCACCUCUGAAGAUGCUUUGUGACAACAUGAAGUAUCAGAUCCUGUCCAGGGCCUUCUACGGAUGGCUGGCGUACUGCAGGCACCUGUCGACGGUCAGGAAGCACCUGUCGGCGCUGGUCAACCACACCAUCGUCAGCCCGGCUGCGCCGUCCACCGCCGCCUCUGGUCUCACCCGCGACAUCUGGCGCCGCUUCCUCCACGACCGACUGGGCUACGAGGAAGUGGAGCUGCUCCGACUGAUUUACUACGGAGGGAUCGAUCCGGAGAUCCGGCGGGAAGUGUGGCCCUUCCUGCUGGGACACUACCAGUUCGGCAUGAGCGAGGCGGAGAGGGAGGAGGUGGACCAGGGUGUGCGGAGCGGCUACGAGCAGACGCUGGGGGAGUGGAUGGCGUGCGAGGCGGUGGUGCGGCAGAGGGAGCGGGAGUCUCACGCUGCCGCCCUGGCCAAGUGCUCUUCAGCCGUCAGCCUGGACGCCCAGGUCCAGCGCAUGAUGCACCGGGACUCCACCGUCAGCACCGAGUCUUCUCAGAGUUGCAGCUCUGGGAGGCAGGACCAUGCCCGGUUGCAGAGUGACUCCAGCUCGAGCACGCAGGUCUUUGACUCGGUGGAAGACGGUGAUGGGGAACAAAUGGAGAAAGAUGGCGGCAGCGGCAGCGGCGGCGAGAAGCCCGUGACCCGGGGACCCUGCUCCCCCGACCUUCGACCCCCGACCUCCUGCGGCUUCCCCCCGGCCCCCGCCGACUGGGAGCCGGGCCUGAGCGCGCAGGGAGGGGCGCGUGAAGCGGCGCCGGCCCCGGGCGAAGAGGCGGUGCCAGCAGGACUCGCUCUGCGCGGUGAGGAAGGGGCGGAUCCCGCCACGCAAGUAGUCCCUGGGGCGGAGGGAUCGCGAAGAGAUCCGCCCGUGGCGAAGGGGCCGGAAGUAGUCCCGGUGGCGGAGGGAUCUGAAGACUUGCACUGUGCUGCGGUUGGAGCAGAAGUAGUUCCUGUGGCGGAUGGGUUUGGAGAUCUGCCCUGGGCUUCCGGUGAUGGAUCUGAUGCAGUUCCCUUGGCGUCAGGCGGCUUGGAAGCAUUUUCAACGGCGGAAGGAUCGGAAGUUGUCGCCGUGGGGUCAAAGGGCUUGGAAGUAGUCCUGGCGGCGGAUGGAUCUGAGCUAAUUCCAGUGGCAUCAGGGGGCUUGGACGAAGUUCCCCUGGCAUCAGAUGGAUUGGAAAUAGUUCCCGUUGUGUCGGAAGCGUUGGAUGUCGUUCCAAUGGUGGAUGGAUCGGACGUAGUUGUCCCGAGGUCAGAAGGCUCAGAAGUAGUCCCGGCGGCGGAAGGAUUGCGACCAUUGGCGACAGACGGCUCGGAAGUAGUUCCAAUGGCGGAUGGAUCUGAACUCGUUCCCAUGGUGUUAGAAGGCUUGGAAGUAGUUCCAAUGGCGGAAGGAUUGCGACCAUUGGCGUCAGACGGCUUGCAAGUAGUCCUGGGGGCGGAGGGAUAUGAGGGCGACCGUUGGGCGUCAUUCGGUCCGGAAGUAGUCCUGGGGGCGGAGGGAUCGGAGGCAGCGGCUGCUGAGGACAGGCAGCAAGUAGUUCCCGUCGCGGGGCCGGUGAAGGUCGGCGUGGAGGGGCCCCAGGGGGCUCGAGGGGAGCUGAUGGAGGACGAGCUGCCCGGAGGAGAGAGAGGGGCGGAGAGGGGCUUGGGGCCGCACCAGACCGCAGCAGAGACCGGCAUCGCCCUAACAUCACCGGCCUCUUCCACUGGUAUCACCUACAACCAAGAGCUGCUGGACAUGUACACGGUGAACCUGCACCGCAUCGACAAGGACGUGCAGCGCUGCGACCGCAACUACUGCUACUUCACCCCCAGCAACCUGGAGAAGCUGCGCAACGUCAUGUGUAGUUACAUCUGGCAGCAUUUGGAGAUUGGUUAUGUGCAGGGGAUGUGCGACCUGCUGGCUCCUCUCCUCGUAGUUCUGGACAACGAGUGGAUGGCGUUCAGUUGCUUCACGCAGCUGAUGAAGAGGAUGAACCAGAACUUCCCGCAUGGAGGCGCCAUGGACACUCACUUUGCCAACAUGCGUUCCCUCAUCCAGAUCCUCGACUCCGAACUCUUUGAGUUAAUGCACCAGAACGGAGACUACACCCACUUCUACUUCAGUUACCGAUGGUUCCUGUUGGAUUUCAAGCGAGAGCUGGUCUACGGUGACGUGUUCUCCGUCUGGGAGACCAUCUGGGCGGCCAGCUAUGCCUCGUCCCCGCACUUUGUCCUGUUCAUCGCCUUGUCCAUAGUGGAGCUGUACCGGGACAUCAUCCUGGAGAAUAACAUGGACUUCACCGACAUCAUCAAGUUCUUCAACGAGAUGGCGGAACACCACGACACCAAGCAGGUUCUGAAGCUGGCCCGCGACCUCGUGUACAAAGUCCAGAAGCUGAUCGAGAAUAAGUGAGGAAGGGGAGCAGGGGGGGGCAGUGAGACGGGUCACCCCCGACUCUUCCCCCCGCGGCGGGCCACGUUGUGAGUGAAGCUAUCGGGCGAUCUCUACGUCGUUGUUCCUCGUGUUGCGUUUGUGCUGACACCUUGCGGCCUCGCCUUGUCGCAGGCCAACGAUGUACACGACUCCCCUCCCCUGUCGCUCGCAGACUAGCUUAAACACCCCUGUCGUUCUCCCCGCCCCCACCUCCCUCUCCUGAGCCCGCUGUUUCUGCCGGCUCCGUUUCUCGUGACGCGCGUUUUGCGCUCCGAUGAAGGAUUCCCGCCGGGCGACCAGUCCCUGGGUUAUCAUGAGAGGAGGUUGUACUCUCCCGAGAUUUGUCACG
This is a messenger RNA of Leucoraja erinaceus (little skate), 4205 nucleotides long. It is a transcript of the gene sgsm1a, whose product is annotated as small G protein signaling modulator 1a. Gene Ontology annotation, molecular function: GTPase activator activity. NCBI's taxonomy places the organism in Eukaryota, Metazoa, Chordata, Chondrichthyes, Rajiformes, Rajidae. The record is from RefSeq and is a predicted model, not a curated record. Gene Ontology annotation, biological process: activation of GTPase activity. The transcript is spliced from 25 exons. Bases 5 to 3835 code for a protein of 1276 amino acids.